GCCCCUCGGGCGGCUGGCAGGAUCCCCGGCCCCGGCGCAUAAGAGUGCAUGCGGGCCGCAAGCGGUGUAAGUCGAGUGGGUGGGCUCACACGCGUGUGGCAGACGUGGCCGGCCCUGUUCUUAUUAUUGUCAGGUCAAGCUCUGCAAUGGCUUUGUCGCCGGCCUUUUUCUUCUUCUUCGUGUUGCACUUUCUCUCUCUCAAGGCCCAAACAAUCCAACCCAUCUUCUGCUUCCUUUGGCAACGGGCCUGUGCAUUGUUGUCGCGGUCGCUGUUGUUGUUGUCGCUGCUGGACCCUGGCCACGAAAUUAAUUGGGGGCGUCUCCAUCACCGCCAGGGGUCAACCUCGACAAUCCAUGCCCAACCAACCGACCACUUCGUCCACCCACGCACAGAUCACAUAGACUUCACUCACUUUACUUCACUUCACUUCACUCACUCGAUUACUCACUCACUACCUUCUCUUCUCGAUUGCCAAUUGCUCGUGCCAUUGUGUCUCCUUUUCUGUACUUCUGUCCAGCAC
Microdochium trichocladiopsis is the source of this 521-nucleotide messenger RNA. RefSeq lists its product as uncharacterized. The transcript has a single exon. NCBI's taxonomy places the organism in Eukaryota, Fungi, Ascomycota, Sordariomycetes, Xylariales, Microdochiaceae. The record is from RefSeq and is a predicted model, not a curated record. The coding region runs from base 49 to 402 and encodes 117 amino acids.